This is a messenger RNA of Rosa chinensis, 1814 nucleotides long. Its product is annotated as SNF1-related protein kinase regulatory subunit gamma-like PV42a. The coding region runs from base 62 to 1243 and encodes 393 amino acids. The record is from RefSeq and is a predicted model, not a curated record. Lineage: Eukaryota; Viridiplantae; Streptophyta; Magnoliopsida; Rosales; Rosaceae. The transcript has 3 exons.
GUUUCACUUUCCUAGCCUAGAUACUUUCAUUGGCAAAGUCAAACUCAGAGAGUACCAAAACAUGCAGCAAAUGAUGGAGCAAAGCAAUACUCAGUUCUCUGAGACUACUCAGAGGCUGAGAGACAAGAAGGUUGUGGACAUGAUGCCAAACAAGAGGAGGCUGGUGGAGGUUCCGUACACGGCGACUCUGGCUCACACCAUGAACGCAUUGGUGGCCAACCAGGUGCUGGCGGUGCCCGUGGCGGCCCCUCCGGGUCAUUGGAUUGGAGCAGGCGGCUCGAUGAUUGUGGAAGCUGACAGGCAAACCGGGGCUGUGCGGAAGCACUAUAUAGGGAUGGCAACCAUGCUUGAUAUCCUGGCUCAUAUUGCAGGAAAUGAUGGAGAUCAAUUGAUGGUUGAUGAGGGAGGGAUUCAUGAUGGGGGGUUUGAUCUAGAGCAUAAGAUGUCUGUCCCCGUUUCUUCGAUUAUUGGGCAUUGCCUCGAGGGUUUAAGCUUGUGGACUCUAAACCCCAACACAAGACUUUUUAACUCCCGUGUGCUCAGCAUCAUAGACUGUAUGGAAGUUUUUAGCAAAGGAAUACACCGUGCUUUGGUACCACUAGACAGCCACAUGAACAACGUCUCUGGAGUUGAACUUGUGGAGUCUGCUUCCAGCUAUCGAAUGCUAACACAAAUGGAUGUCCUAAGGUUCCUGAAGGAACAUGCUGAAGCUAGCACUGAACUGAAUGGCAUUCUGUCACGCACCGUUUCUGAAUUGGGGGCUGUGACAGAGAGGGUUUAUGCAAUUACUGAUCGCACCAAGGUUAUAGAUGCCAUCAAGUGCAUGCGAAUUGCUUUGCUAAACGCUGUUCCGAUAGUUAGUUCCUCCCCUGCCAACGAAGAUGACCACAAGCAGCUUGUAAAUGGAAGGGGCAGGCAGGUAUUGGGCACAUUUUCUGCAACAGAUAUAAGGGGAUGCCACUUGUCAACACUGAAAACAUGGUUACCCAUAAGCGCACUGGAGUACACAGAGACAAUUUCAGCCAGCCCCUUAUUAUCAAGCAAUCCUAAUGCGGUCGAGAGUGCAAGAGAACUUGUGGCGUGUCGAGUUGACUCGACACUGGCUGAAGUAAUCGACAAGGUCGUCACUAAACACGUGCACAGAAUUUGGGUGGUGGAUCAACAAGGUUUGCUCAUGGGGCUUAUUUCACUCACUGAUAUAAUCCGAGUGUUGAGGCACGCCGUGAUGUCUGAAACCUCUUGAAGUUGUUAAUGUUAUAUAUCUGUUUGGGAAGUUUUGGUCCUGUGCGCUGUUUCGAGCUCGUUUGUGUGCAUGUAAAUGUUAUUUCAGUUCGACAUGUACUUAGUUUUGCAACUCUGUUUUCACUAGCCAAGUAAUAUGCUGGCGACUGUCUUUUUGUUGGCCAAGUAAACACUAAUAAGGCCAUUUUCCUUGUGGAAAGUAAAAAUAAGAUUGGUCUGCGAAUUCUAUAUGCCCUAGAUAUACAGCCCUAGAAUUUUAGACCUAAAUGAUUGUGAUUAUAAGUACCGACACAGGAGGAAAUUCGCAAGCCAAAGCUCAUGAAGAGCGCAUCAAGAACUUGGUCAUGGCUAGCUCUGGUUGAUUUUGUUGGAAAUUCUGGAGAUGGAUGAUGCUUUGAGUAAGAACUUGUAGGUUGAGGCGUGUGUUACAUUACCUUUAAGACUAGAUGUUCGUCCUUUGGAGGUUAUAUCUCAGUGUAGCAAGUGUUGACGCCUACCCUUCAGGGUACAACAACCUUGAUCCUUGUAGGUGUACACUCACAGUACUUGGAUUGUAUCGAACAACUUGAAAA